Molecule: messenger RNA, 1699 nt
Organism: Cuscuta campestris
Lineage: Eukaryota; Viridiplantae; Streptophyta; Magnoliopsida; Solanales; Convolvulaceae
Source: the annotation of a GenBank genome assembly
CUUCGUACCGGCCGGCGGCCAUAAAAUCAACGCUGACGUUAGCGACGACGCCGAUUGCGUCAACAAGACGAAAAAAAUACUGUAAUUAAACAACGAAAAAGGAAGAGACGAAGAUGCCGCGAAGGCGGUAGGAUCGUCGCGUGAAUACGUGAUUAUCACGCACCGUUAUACGGAUUCGGAGUUUAUAGGGCUGAGGAGGUGGUCGAAAUCGGCGGUUAACAUGGCGGAAGAGAUUAAUUCAUCGGUUGCUCCUGCCGCCGCCGGAUCAGGAACAAAGAGGAGAUGGCUAUGGCCGUCCGUUCUCCGAUGGAUCCCUACUUCCACCGACCACAUCAUCUCCGCCGAGAAGCGCCUGCUUUCUCUAGUCAAGACUCCGUAUAAACAAGAGCAAGUUAAUAUAGGUUCCGGUCCGCCGGGGUCUAAGAUUAGAUGGUUUAGGUCGACAAGCAGGGAACCAAGGUUCAUAAAUACAGUUACUUUUGACAGCAAAGAGGGAUCUCCAACUCUUGUUAUGGUUCAUGGAUAUGGUGCUUCUCAAGGUUUCUUUUUUCGCAAUUUUGACUCUCUUGCGAAACACUUCAGAGUCAUUGCCAUUGAUCAGCUUGGGUGGGGCGGAUCUAGCAGGCCUGACUUCACAUGCAAAAGUACUGAAGAAACUGAAGCAUGGUUCAUUGAUUCUUUUGAAGAGUGGCGCAAAGCCAAAAACCUUUCCAAUUUUAUUUUACUUGGUCAUUCAUUUGGAGGCUAUGUUGCUGCAAAAUAUGCACUCAAGCACCCUGAGCAUGUUCAACACUUGAUACUGGUUGGAUCUGCUGGGUUCACAUCUGAAACAGAACACAAAUCGGAGUGGCUUACGAGGUUUAGAGCAACAUGGAAAGGAGCUGUUGUGAAUCAUCUGUGGGAGUCCAAUUUUACCCCUCAGAAGAUUGUUAGAGGUUUAGGUCCAUGGGGCCCAAAUCUAGUUCGCAGAUAUACUGGUGCUAGGUUUGGUGCAUAUUCAAGUGGAGGCGGUUUAACUAAUGAGGAGUCCAAGCUACUCACAGAUUAUGUAUACCAUACUCUGGCAGCCAAAGCAAGUGGGGAGCUAUGCUUAAAAUAUAUAUUCUCAUUCGGAGCAUUUGCUCGGAGUCCUCUUUUGCAUAGGGCACCGGAGUGGAGAGUCCCCACAACGUUCAUCUAUGGCGUUGAUGACUGGAUGAAUUACCAAGGAGCAGUGGAAGCUCGCAAGAACAUGAAAGUUCCAUGUGAAAUCAUAAGGGUUCCUCAGGGUGGGCAUUUCGUGUUUAUAGAGAACGCAUCCGGGUUCCAUUCUGCUGUAUGUUAUGCUUGUCGUAGAUUUCUUUCACCAGACGGGGACAGCCAUUCACUCCCAGAAGGCCUAAUGUUUGUUUAGUUUUAAGGGAUGUAUGAUUGAUGCGUUUGUAAUUUAUGAGUAAAACUAUUCUUAACUUUCAUGUAUCAGAAUGUAAGCUGUAGAUAUAGUGAGAAAUAAAAUGGGCACACGCUGUUCUUUUUUUAUAAAUAUAUUUAUUUUUUUAAACACGAAAAAAGUACGGAGCAUAGAGAUUGGAUACGACAUCAUUUUGGGAUUUUUAAUACUCCGUACUCGUAAUAUUAUUUUACUGGGGACAUCUGACCGUGUUGCAUAAAUGUAUAAAUAUGUGCUUCCUGCAUCCUUAAAUAAAGGGAUUUGCUAGGU